CUGUAGGAUUCAGAAGCCAGUCAGGCUGCGAAGGAAACAGACGGAGACAUGACGCUGCAAAACAACGAUGUGAAUGAAGGUGCCACAGUCACAAAGGACAGAUUGACCACAAAGGCUGACAAGCUGUCGGGACCAUUUAAUUACAACAACAACAAUCACAGACAAGAGGGCCCCGGAGGACUGUGGGAUUCUGUGAAGAAAGCAGCUUUUGUCAUCGGAUCUGGAAUCUUAUUCUUGGCUGCAUUCGGCAACUCACUGACAUGGCAUCUUCAGAGGUUCUGGGGAGCCUCAGGAGAUUUCUGGCAGAAACUGUGGACGAAGCUCUAUGUCGCGUUUGAGGGUCAUGAUGCUGCCUUGUUCUUCUUUGGCACAAUAUUGGUUCCCACUCUUGUUUUCUCUGUCACAAACGCUCUGCUGCUGUUGGUGGACAUUACCGGUAAACCUGCCUUCAUCACCCGCUAUAAAAUCCAGCAAGAUAAGAACAACCCGGUGGAUCCAGGCAGGUUGCGGCAGCUGUUGAAGACUGUGUUCUUUAACCAUAUAUUUAUAUCUGGCUCCAUGGUGGUGGCAGCAUACUACUUGAUGACUUGGAGGGGAGACCCCUGUGGACCUGAGUUGCCCUCGUUCCACUGGUGCCUGGCAGAGCUCUCCUUCUUCUCCUUAUUGGAGGAACUUAUGUUUUACUACUCUCACAGGGUCUUCCACUGCCCCGAACUCUAUAAACGUUUUCACAAACAGCACCACGAGUGGACCGCUCCCAUUGGAGUCGUCUCAAUCUACGCUCAUCCUCUGGAACAUGUGAUCUCCAACAUGCUGCCAGUGGCCUUGGGUCCAGUGAUCUUGGGUUCCCACCUGUCCACCACCUGCCUGUGGUAUUGCCUGGCUCUGGUCAGCACCACCAUCUCCCACUGUGGAUACCACCUUCCUUUCCUGCCGUCCCCAGAAUUCCAUGACUUCCAUCACCUGAGGUUCAACCAGUGUUUCGGUGUCCUUGGGGUGUUGGACAGGCUUCACGGCACCGACACCAAGUUCAGACAGACCAAACAGUACGAACGGCACAUCCUGCUCACCAACCUCACUCCGCUCUCCAAGAGCAUCCCCGACUCGCCCAAGAAGUGCCAGUGACUUUUAACCUCAGGGCCAUGCCUUGUCUAUAGUAUGCGGUCACAGUCAAAACUCGCGGAGAUACCCGAUCCACACCCAGUGAUGAUGAUUAGGGUUUGAUUCUUUUAAUCGAUGUGCAGCUGUGGAGACUCUGGACAUAUUUCACGUUGCCCAUCUAGAAACGUUUUUAGCACUUUAUGAAGCAGUUUUAUUUGUGAAUGUGGAGUCACAUUCACAACGUACUCCGCUUUAUGGAGCACGGUAUGUUUAAAGGAGUUAUGUAUGGAAUUGGUUUUUGUCUACUUUUUAGAGUUACACACAUUUUUGGGCUUUUAUGGUAAACAUCACAAAAGUCCCACAAUUCUAUGACUCUGCACACCAGAAGAUUUAAGUAAAUCAGCUGAUUUUCAGAAGUGGAGCCUCCAGGAAUUUUUACUUGGUGUGUUGGACUACCAACAGGGGUGUUAAAGAAAGCACAAUUCACUAGAAUUAGCAUAUACUGUACGGUUAUGCUAACUGCAGUUGACACUAGCGUAUGUGGUCAUGAUCAUUGCGAUUGAAGCUAGUGGAUUGUGUCGACCACAGUUAGCGCCAACCGCUCAACUAAUAUUGGCAUCAGCUGCUGCUAGUAUUAACUGUAGUUAGCAUGUUUGCAUAUGCUAAUGCUUACUGUAGGUAGCAUUGUCUUUUAUAAUUGAAUUUCAAUUCUGUUUCAUUGUGUGUAGGGCCCCAUCAUGACACAGCCACCCCAACACGCUUCACAAGAGCAGGUUCCAACAACAGUGCACCCGAAUGGUCUGCCCUGCCUUCACUGUGCAUGCGUCAUUAGCCGCGGUUCACGGAUUAUCACCUCGUUUCUGCUUCAAACUGCACUCCAGUCAUCAUCUACCUCAGCGAUACAUAUCUGAAGCUUUUGUACAACAAUCAUUUCCACAUAAAUUCAGCAUUUUUCAUCAUAAGAUGGAGGAAGCGAUCAGAGCACUGCAGCUACACGAGCUACAAACUGAUGCGUUCACUGUGUCUGUCAUUUCAGUCACCAAGUAUCAUCUCGUUUCUGCUUAAAACUGACUUUAGAAUGAUUUAAGAGGUUUUACCUUGUCAUCUGUUAAUAAUUCCAUUAAUCCAUUUGAUCUCUUUGGGUGAAGACUCCGUCUCAGACGAGCGGCGUGAGCCUCAAAAUGACACAUAUGCAGUGGAGGCAGCGCGGACCCAUUUUUAGGGGCUGACCGUUUGGUCUGCGACACCAGCAUUGUAGGGCAGCGAUGUGUUCUGGCCACCACAACAUCAGUUAGCAUAAGUAAGCACAAGGACUUUGUCAAGAAACCAAUAAAGAAAUAAAAGUGAGGAAAUAACCAGUAAAUUAUAAUGCAGUAAUUCAUUCAUUCAUUUUCUGCUGGUUAUCCGAGUCCAGGUCCUGUGCCAGUAGACCAAGCAGUUCAUCCCACGCUUCUCUGUCCUUGGUCAAGUCGUUUUAAGUCUUCUUGAAGGAUCCCAAGGUGUUUCCAAGACCGCUGGAAAAUAUAAUCCCUCCAGUGGAUCUUCCUUGGUUCCUCCUCCCAGUUGGAAGUGCCUGGAAGACCACUGUAGGGAGACAACCGGGGGCAUCAGAAAGGAGCCACCUGCUCAGGUGGCUCCUUUCAGUGUGAAUAAGCAGCAGCUCUUCUCCAAGUCCCUCCCAGAUACUCGAGCUUGGCCCAGCCUCACAGCAAUAAGGUCAUGUAAUCAUUAUGUGCAAAAUGUGCUUGUGUUGGGAAUUUCCGACAUAUUGAUUGAUGGUUGUGUUUGAGCAACCAAUGAUCAUUCUUCAUAACUACAUUUGCAUGUAAAUAAGCAAGCUUUUUUUCUCUUUUUUGGGGGCCUCAUUUUGGUAGCAAAGAUCAAAUUCAGUUUAUAAAGGGGUCAAAAGUUAAAGCUGCUCUAACUUUGGUAAAAAAAAAAAAAAAAAAAAGCAAAUUUUUGGUUGAGCUAAUAGGAUUAAAAAAGGGAAUCGUUUUGAGUAUGUUGAAUGCUUGGUCUUGAAAGUAAUUAUCAACAAGGAUGGCAACCACUGGAUUCUAUGACAUAGCUGUAUUCAAAAAUUUACAUACGCUCAUUGUGGGCAUGACUCAUGGUAAUUUUGGGCCUUUUAAUGCUCUGAGGGUUAGUAAGGGGGUUCACUUGUUCGAAGCGCCUUGAGGCAACUCUGUUGCGAUUUGGCGCUAUAUAAAUGAAAAUAAAUUAAAAUUGAAAAUUUACAGUUCUUUUGCCAGAAUUGAAUGAUUGUACAGCAUACAUCGUUGACUUUUAUCCUUCAACAGACUUAUGCAUUUUUUUCACGAGGAAUUAAGUCAUGAAAACAGCAAAGUGACCAAUAUAAGAGCCUGUAUUUUAAAACAAAAGCCUGUGAGGUUGCUGCAGACCUGCCAAAAGUGACCAGUUUGUCCAUCCUCAGACAGAAGAUUCAAAUCCAGACAUUUUCUGUGUGCGUGACCCCAAACCCACAAUUAACAUGUUCAUACUCUGGACAGAAUAAUCCAAAACACCAAACACAGCCAAGGCGGUCAUUUAAAUCCAAAUAAUUUCCCUGUUUUUCAGUAUUUUGUGUCUGUCUGGUGCCAACAGUCACAGUAAUUCCACCUCCAAUAGUGUAUCUUAAAGUUGCUCGAGUUAAAAAGCUCAUAGUUGGAUCUUGGGAUCGAGCUACCAUCUGUCCCAGCCCCUGCCUCUUGGCACCCCCUCGAUGCUCUUAGCCGAGUGUGCUGCGAGGGUCCGAAGAGUUUACUUUGAAAAAAUUAGUUUUCAAACCAGGCCUAGAUACCCCAGCUAGAUAAAUAGGACUCCAGCUCUACUUUGUGGGUUUUCUUCUCUGAAAUUGCCUUGUUUACAUUUUCAUUGCAUGAAAAUAUCGCCCAGUCACAAAUAGGUAUGGGACAACACAGUACUGUGAUGGGGGGCACAAGGCCUUUAGGCAAAUACUGCAUUUUUUAGAUUUUGUUUCCCAUCACUGCUUCAGGCCACCUGCUUUAAACAAACAUGACAGAAAAACAUCAGUCUAAGACCACAUUUCCAAAACAGCAGUGUCAUAAAAAAAAACAAAAAAACAAAGCACAUUGCCAUCAUAAAAAAAGUCAGAUUCCACUUUUUU
Thalassophryne amazonica is the source of this 4228-nucleotide messenger RNA. It is a transcript of the gene faxdc2, whose product is annotated as fatty acid hydroxylase domain containing 2. The transcript has 9 exons. Bases 49 to 1125 code for a protein of 358 amino acids. Gene Ontology annotation, biological process: sterol biosynthetic process. Gene Ontology annotation, molecular function: iron ion binding; C-4 methylsterol oxidase activity. Lineage: Eukaryota; Metazoa; Chordata; Actinopteri; Batrachoidiformes; Batrachoididae. The record is from RefSeq and is a predicted model, not a curated record.